Molecule: messenger RNA, 924 nt
Organism: Zygosaccharomyces rouxii
Lineage: Eukaryota; Fungi; Ascomycota; Saccharomycetes; Saccharomycetales; Saccharomycetaceae
Gene: PHO13
Product: 4-nitrophenylphosphatase
Exons: 1
Coding region: 1-924 (307 amino acids)
Molecular function (GO): alkaline phosphatase activity; phosphoglycolate phosphatase activity
Source: RefSeq, a predicted model, not a curated record
AUGACAGAAGGUUAUCCUACCAAGAUAAGCAAUAAAUCAACAGCUCAAGAGUUUUUAGACGGUUUCGAUACUUUUUUGUUCGAUUGUGACGGUGUCUUAUGGUUAGGAAAGCACUUGUUGCCCCAUGUUAAAGAGACAUUGUCUCUGCUAGAGAAAUCAGGUAAGCAGGCCAUCUUUGUCACCAAUAAUUCUACCAAAUCAAGAGCUGCUUACUGUAAGAAAUUUGCCUCGUUCGGUAUUGAAGUGACUCAAGACCAAAUCUUUAGCUCUUCUUAUUCAAGUGCGGUCUACGUGAGAGACUUCCUCAAAUUGAAGCCUGGUGUGGAUAAAGUAUGGAUUUGUGGUGAAGCUGGUAUUGCUGAAGAGCUAGCCUUGAUGGGCUAUGAAUCUAUUGGUGGUACAGAUCCCCGUCUGGAUGAGCAAUUUGAUGCUGAAAAGUCACCAUUCCUUGUCAACGGUUUAGAUCCAGCAGUCCGUUGCGUGGUCGCAGGUUUAGACUCUAAGAUCAAUUACCAUAGGUUGGCUAUCAGUCUUCAGUACCUACAGAAGCCCGAAGUUCAUUUCAUCGGCACUAAUGUCGAUUCCACAUAUCCACAAAAGGGCUACAUUUUCCCCGGUGCUGGUUCAGUGAUUAAUAGUUUGGCAUACGCAUCUGGCAGACAACCCAUCUAUUGUGGUAAGCCAAAUCAAAACAUGUUAAACACUAUUGUAUCCUCCAAGAAUUUACAACUCUCAAAAAGUUGUAUGGUUGGUGAUAGGCUCAAUACAGACAUACGUUUCGGCGUUGAAGGUGGCCUUGGUGGUACUCUACUGGUCUUAACAGGUAUUGAAACUGAAGAUAGAGCACUUGAGGAGAAUUCAGAUCACCCAAGGCCAAAGUACUAUGCUGAGAAAUUGGGGGAUGUCUACGAGUACUUACAAUGA